GAGAGAGAGGGGGGAAACUUCUCGACAACAGUUCCUGUGAAAGAAUCAUUGUGAGCCGAGUGGCACAAACCAAACAGCUCCCUCUCUCUCAGUCCACCUGACUGCGCUCUGGAUCAGUCCAUUUUCAAGUGUGAGUCUGGUGGUGUCAGCAGAAAGCCGAAGUGGGAAGGGGAGACGCGGCGCUGGAGAGAGCUACUCACUAAUGCGAAGGCGAGGGUUCGCCUUUCCGAUCCUCUCCUGACCCCGGGCUGCGGGCGUCCCUUUAUUUUCAGACUGAACGGGGGCAUUGGUGGCCAGUAGCGCCCCUGCACCCUGCCCUUCUAUUUUUAGCAUCAGCUGUUGGAAUAUAAGGCAUGGAUUAGAGUAUAAAGUCAGGGCAGGUUUGUGCAGUAAUCAGGGUGAGGAGAAGGAAGGAGGUCUCCUUUAUGGUAAAGGGGAAGCAGGGACAUUCACAGCGGCUACACUUUUAGUGGCAGAGUAGAUCACUGUUGGAGAUCAGUGUGUGUGUGUGAAUGGCAGGGGGUCGGUAAGGGACUAUCCCUCGGAGGGAGGGGGCUCAUUACAGUCUUGACAUGUUGGCCAGUACCGUUUAGAAAGAGGCAGCGACAGCGGCAGCGACUUGAGGGUUAAAUUAAGACAUGGCCACAAGUGCGGUUCCAAGUGACAACCUCCCCACGUAUAAACUUGUGGUGGUGGGAGACGGUGGUGUUGGAAAAAGUGCUCUCACCAUCCAAUUCUUCCAAAAGAUUUUUGUGCCAGAUUAUGAUCCGACGAUUGAAGACUCUUACUUGAAACACACAGAAAUCGAUGGACAGUGGGCCAUCCUGGAUGUGCUUGAUACUGCGGGUCAAGAGGAGUUCAGUGCCAUGAGGGAGCAGUACAUGAGGACGGGGGAUGGGUUUCUCAUAGUGUAUUCAGUCACUGACAAGGCCAGCUUUGAACAUGUGGACAGGUUUCACCAGCUGAUCCUACGGGUCAAAGACAGAGAGUCUUUCCCCAUGAUUCUGGUGGCCAAUAAGGUUGAUCUGAUGCACUUGCGGAAAGUCACAAGUGAACAAGGACGAGAGAUGGCUGCUAAGUACAAUAUACCUUACAUAGAAACCAGUGCCAAGGAUCCACCUCUGAAUGUUGACAAGGCCUUUCACGAUCUUGUUCGAGUCAUAAGGCAACAAAUACCAGAGAAAAGCCAGAAAAAGAAGAAAGCAAAAUGGCGUGGAGACAGGACAGCUGGCUCUAACAAACUGCAAUGCUCAGUCAUGUGACCAAACUCUCUGCCUACUUGAAAGCUGCUAUUGUUCAAUUCAAUAGGAACAUUGAAGCCAAUGCUAAGCUAUGUACUGCCUGUGUGCUACACAAGGACCUUUCAGACUGUGUGCAGUAAACUGUAGCAGUGUUAUGUAUGCGACAGGGUGGCUGUGGGGGAACACUCUCCCCCUCCGUGGGACAGGUUUGCACUCUGGAUAAGGACCCAUCUUGUGAAAUGCAAAGGCACCUCGUCUGACUUCACUCGAACUGAAUUUGGCAGAGAUUAAGCCACUUUCAUUUUUUAACUUUUAACGUUUUUUUUCACCUUUUCACUUUAUGGUGUGCAUCAAGCUAAACUGCUGCACUGAACUGAGCUGUCAUGUGUCCAACUCCACGCGCGAUGUGGCACCUUGCCUCAUUUUCCAAGAUUCAGGGCGAAGUCACAAAAACCGCCUGGUGGAGAAAGGAAAGGGGAUUGGAAUGUGAAUGAGAGAAUUAAAUCCAUCUGCAGUUGUCUCCUGGACACUGCUUCAAACUUGGCACACAGCAGACUUACAGUCCAUAAAUUGAACAACUGCAGUUCUCUUUUUCUCUUCCCCCAACCCCAUCCAGUUUUUUUUUAAAUAUAAAGAAAAGCUUCACAUUACUUGACCCAUUCAAUUGUGGCUGCACAAUGGCCCAUAGUCUGCAACUACUCAAUGCAAAAUGGAAGACCUUCACAGAAGAGGAGGGGUUUGAAACAGCUCUUUUGUCUUGAUUUUUCUUUAUGUAAUUGUUUAAAAUAUCUGCACUUUUGUUGGGUUUACAAGCCCAUUUUAUACUCUCUGUUAAAACUGCACUGCAAUUUAAUUUGUUUAAAGGAAGUGUUUGUAUAAAUGGCACCUUUUCUGGUACCAGACAUGUGAAAAGGAUAUUGUUCAAACUGAUCAAGAGGAAAAUGUUCCCUUUCCCAAGAAAGCAAGCAAACGACAGAAAAUAAUCUUUGUUCUCGUGUGUUUCCCUCUGGCAUGCAGUUUACUAUAGCCAGAGAAAAGGAGCAGCAAGCCACAGACUUGUUUCCAACUUGAGCAGCUGGAGCUGAGCUCAGCUCAUGACAACAGACAAGGUGGAAUUAUCCACCAUAAAGUGGGUAAUGCACGGAUGGGAGGCAAAUUGUGUUUGAAGUUCUGUUUCAAUUGCUGCAAUAUUAGCAGGGAAGUCUGACAUUGGAUGCAUGUCAAGAAACGUGCAGGAGCUAGCUUACACAUGGAAAAGCCAACUCGCCCUCUGAGAUCUUUACAGUGGCCUCCAAGUGAAAUGGAAAGUGCUAACUUAGUCUUUUGAGGCCUUUUCAACAUCUUAUGGCUUUCACACUAUUUAGGUCCAUGCUUUGGUCAUUUUUUUUUCCAAUGAACGUUUGUUGACCCAUCACACUGAAUAUUCUGUUACAAUUGUUAGUGACUUUACUAACGGCUUAGGGCAUUACUCGAGAUGUCACUACAUUAAUGUUAUGUAACCAGGGCUGUAUGAAACUUCUACCAGUGGCUGCCAUCACUCCAGUGAUGUCCAGCUUCUUCCCUUGAAGUCAUUGAUGUCCAAUUGGGAAAUCAUGCAAUUGCUACUGAAUUUGGCCUGAGAAAAUAUAGAAUUACAAGUGUUGUUGCCCUUUUUAUAAAACUCUGGCAGUUUUAUCACAUGGAUUCGGUUUCAUUUCCAGGCCCAGCCCUUACCACCUGAAGAUUCUGCCAGUUGAGAGCUGGGAAAAUUCACACUGCUGCAAUCUAAUUUUACAUUUAACUGCUUUUAGCUGAACAACCGUUUCUAUGCCUUGCACAAGAGUACACACUAAUUGCUAUAUGACUGACUGUCCACUAAUGCCCAUAAAAGGACAGACAUGAAAAUGCAAAAGUGGGAGGUGCCCCAGAGUGCUUCUGUCGAUGAAGCAUUUUGAAGUGUAGUCACUGUUGUAAAUAAACAUGGCAGCCAAUUUGUGCUCAGAGAGGACACCAGAGAAAGUAGGUAAAUGACAAGCUAAUCUGUUAAUGAUAUAGUGGGAUAACUAUGGGCAAUGAGAACGCCCCUGCUCUGAUUGCAUAGGAUCUUUUACAUCCACCAGAAAGGACAUACUCUGCUCAACAUUUCAUCUGAAGGUUUGCAUAACUGACAGUGCAGCUGUCCCACAGUACUGCACUGGGCUGUCAGCUGAGCUUAUGUGCUCAGGUCACUGACGUAGGUCAUGUCCCAAUGACCUUUAGACAGAGGUGCGAGUGCAAUCACUGCACAAUCACCAUGCUGGCCUUUAAUCUCUGACAGUUCAAAUCCAGCCCAGACCGACAAGAAGUUUGCUUCAUGUUGGCUGGCAGGAUUUUGAUUUGAAAUAAGUUUAAACAGACUAACCAUCAGCACAAAACUAGCCCUAGCUUAGUAACCAUUGGCAAUCUCACUCCAAGAGCCCACAGGUUGCUGUGGGGAAUACAAAAUGAUGGCUUACAUAACACUGUUUUGAUGUUAGGGUAGAGCUGUGUUGUUGGGGCACAGUAGAGUUGACUUGCUGUACAACUCUAAAUACGGUAAUUGGAUCUUUCUGCUCAGUUGGCAUAUUUCUGCCAGAAUAAUUUAUUAAGAUUCAUGAUGUUGUGGCAUAUCUUUAUUAACACAGUCCCUGUAUUACAUAGUAGGAUUGGAAGAGUUGCCUGCAGAUUGCGUGAUCACAACCAAGCUUUUCCUUGUAUUUUGUAAUUGCUGCAUAGUUACCAAGUGACAUGAAUUGUUGGCACCAACUAAUUGUUGGUUGCAGUAUACCAGUGAAUUCAGUAAGUGACACAGUGAUGUCUUCAGAACAUCAGUACCUUUUUAAAGUGCAAUUUGGUAUCUAUAUCCAUUCAUUAAAUUGUUUACAUAACAGUUUAAAGGGAUGACGACACCCCUUCAGUAUCUGGUACCAGAGAGGAAAAAGGGCUUGGAAUUUUGGACUUGCACCUUAACUGUUUGAGUACCACACUAGUGGAAAAACCCACAGAAGGUCAUGUUUCCAACUCUUUGACUCCACUGCCAUAACUGUUCCUCGUAGCGGAUUGUCGUUCUAGUGAAAAGUGACAUUUAAAGGUUAACCAUGGCAUCGUGUGCAUUCAUUCGUAAGAUGAAUUUGAACAGGUAUGAAGACAACAGCCAUCUGAAUUUAUUGGCUACUGCUGUACUUCCAAGUUCAUUGGAGACUUAGAAGUCUUGUGUGUGGUAUAUUGAAUAUUGUGACCUUCAUUGCAAAAAAAAAGGUUUUAAACAAGCGAUGUAAUAUUUUAAUAAAAUUCUAACUGGA
Molecule: messenger RNA, 4540 nt
Organism: Carcharodon carcharias (great white shark)
Lineage: Eukaryota; Metazoa; Chordata; Chondrichthyes; Lamniformes; Lamnidae
Product: ras-related protein M-Ras
Exons: 6
Coding region: 639-1262 (207 amino acids)
Biological process (GO): signal transduction
Cellular component (GO): plasma membrane
Molecular function (GO): GDP binding; GTPase activity; GTP binding
Source: RefSeq, a predicted model, not a curated record